Messenger RNA from Megalops cyprinoides (Indo-Pacific tarpon), 6182 nucleotides. RefSeq names its product low-density lipoprotein receptor-related protein 4-like. Gene Ontology annotation, molecular function: protein binding; calcium ion binding. Lineage: Eukaryota; Metazoa; Chordata; Actinopteri; Elopiformes; Megalopidae. The transcript has 38 exons. The coding region runs from base 241 to 5940 and encodes 1899 amino acids. The record is from RefSeq and is a predicted model, not a curated record.
AAAGAAAGGCAUAACAUGUUGGAGGCGGUUGUAGCUUCGGUGGAGUCGGGGAUACCGGUGGUUCGGCGAAACUUCACAACCAACCUAUAUCGUAACUGAAGGAACGGGAAGAGCCCAGAGAGCUAGUCAAGCCAUGUUAUGAAAAUAGUUAUGAGACAUAUCUCUUCUAUUUUAAAGGACCUUCUUUGAAAGCAGAUAAGAGCAUUUGCAAAAUUAAAACUUGAAGAGGCGAGCUCCAAAAUGCAGCUUGUUGCCGUGUUUUGUGGCACCCUCAUAACUUUGUUAUUUCGCUGUCAAGCAGGUGUAACAGGCAGCACAGAGUGUUCAUGCGGGAGGAAUCACUUCACGUGUGCGGUUAGCGCCUUUGGAGAGUGCACCUGCAUCCCAGCGCAGUGGCAGUGUGAUGGGGACAAUGACUGCGGGGACCACAGUGAUGAGGAUGGCUGCAUGCUACCAACCUGUUCCCCCCUGGAUUUUCACUGCGACAACGGCAAGUGCAUCCGCCGCUCUUGGGUCUGUGAUGGAGACAAUGACUGUGAGGAUGACUCCGACGAACAGGAGUGUCCUCCAAGGGAGUGUGAAGAAGAUGAGUUCCACUGUCAGAAUGGAUACUGCAUCCGCAGCCUGUGGCACUGUGAUGGGGACAAUGACUGCGGGGACAACAGCGAUGAGCAGUGUGACAUGAGGAAGUGCUCAGACAAAGAGUUCCGUUGUACAGACGGGAGCUGCAUCGCUGAGCACUGGUACUGUGAUGGUGACACAGACUGCAAGGACGGCUCUGACGAGGACAACUGCCCCUCAGAUGUGAUGACAGCCACCUGCAGCGUGGAGGAGUUCCAGUGUGCUUACGGCCGGUGCAUCCUGGACAUAUACCACUGCGAUGGGGAUGAUGACUGUGGGGACUGGUCCGACGAGUCUGACUGCUCCUCUCACCAGCCCUGUCGGUCAGUGGAAUUCAUGUGCAGCAGCGGUAUGUGUAUCAACGCAGGCUGGAGGUGUGAUGGCGAAUUUGACUGUGAUGAUCAAUCAGACGAGAAGAACUGUACCACCUCCAUGUGCACUGCUGAUCAGUUCCGCUGCGCAUCUGGCCGCUGCGUAAGGUUGUCAUGGCGAUGCGAUGGUGAGGAUGACUGCUCGGAUGGCAGUGACGAAGACAGCUGUGAAAAAACAGAUAGCCCACCAUGUGCCCCUGAUCAGUUUCUGUGCGGAAAUGGGCGCUGCAUUGGCCAGAGGAAGGUGUGCAAUGAAGUCAGCGACUGUGGGGAUGGCACAGACGAGCUGCCUCACCAGGACUGCCGUCCAAGGUCAAGUGAGGGCAACUGCAAUGUGAACAAUGGUGGCUGUACUCAGAAGUGCCACAUGGCUCGUGGCUUGGUGCAGUGCACCUGUCAUACUGGCUACAGACUGAGAGAUGAUGGGAGAUCAUGUCAAGAUGUGGACGAGUGUGCAGAAGAGGGUUAUUGCAGCCAGGGCUGCACUAACACAGAGGGGGGGUUCCAGUGCUGGUGCGUGCAGGGUUAUGAGCUAAGGCCUGACAAACGCAGCUGCAAGGCAUUGGGGCCAGAACCGGUGCUGCUGUUUGCCAACCGGAUUGACAUCCGCCAAGUGCUACCACACCGCUCAGAGUACACACUGCUGCUGAACAACCUGGAGAAUGCUAUCGCUCUGGACUUCCACCACAGCCAGGAGUUGGUGUUCUGGUCUGAUGUUACACUGGACCGCAUCAUGAAAGCCAACCUCAAUGGCAGCAAUGUUGAGGAGGUGGUGUCUACCGGCCUGGAAAGUCCAGGUGGCCUAGCCGUCGACUGGAUCCACGACAAGUUGUACUGGACAGAUUCUGGGACAUCACGCAUUGAGGUGGCCAACUUGAAUGGGACACACAGGAAGGUGCUACUGUGGCAGAGCAUGGAGAAGCCCCGUGCCAUUGCCCUGCACCCCAUUGAGGGGAAGAUCUAUUGGACGGACUGGGGCAACACCCCUCGCAUUGAGUAUGCCAAUAUGGAUGGUUCCAAUCGCAGGAUCAUUGCUGACACCCACCUCUUCUGGCCAAAUGGGCUUACCAUUGACUACGCUGGUCACCGAAUGUAUUGGGUGGAUGCCAAGCACCAUGUGAUUGAACGUGCUGAUCUGGAUGGUCGGAACAGAAAGGCAGUCAUUAGUCAAGGCCUACCCCACCCAUUUGCCAUCACAGUGUUUGAGGACAGUUUGUACUGGACAGACUGGCACACUAAGAGUAUCAAUAGUGCUAACAAGUUCACUGGCAAGAACCAGGAGAUCAUUCGCAACAAGCUGCACUUCCCCAUGGACAUCCACACCCUGCACCCGCAGAGGCAGCCCGCAGGGGGGAGGAACCGAUGUGGGAACAACAACGGAGGCUGCAGUCACCUGUGCCUACCCAGCAACAAGACCUACACCUGUGCCUGUCCUACCGGCUUCAAGAAGGUGGACACCUACAACUGUGCUGAGAGUCUUGACAAGUUCCUGCUUUUUGCCCGAAGGACGGACAUCCGUCGGAUCAGCUUUGACACGGAGGACAAGUCAAAUGAUGUCAUACCACUGGCAGAUGUGCGCAAUGCGGUGGCACUUGACUGGGAUGCUCAGGAGGAAUACAUCUACUGGACUGAUGUCACCACCGACUCUGUGAACCGGGCCAAAUGGGAUGGGUCUAAACAGGAGGUUGUUGUUGAUACCAGUCUGGAAAGCCCCGCUGGCCUUGCUAUUGACUGGGUUACCAAAAAGCUGUACUGGACUGAUGCAGGUACAGACAGAAUAGAGGUGUCAAAUGCUGAUGGGAGCAUGCGUACUGUGCUGAUCUGGGAGAACCUGGACCGGCCGCGGGACAUUGUGGUGGAUCCUAUCGGAGGAUACAUGUAUUGGACAGACUGGGGUGCCAGCCCUAAGAUUGAAAGAGCCGGAAUGGAUGCCUCAAACCGCAUCGUAAUCAUCUCAUCCAACCUGACCUGGCCCAACGGCCUUGCUAUUGACUACCAGACGGAGAGGUUGUACUGGGCUGAUGCUGGGAUGAAGACCAUCGAAUACGGCACCUUUGAUGGCUCGGAGAGAAAGGUAUUGAUUGGCAGCCAGCUGCCCCACCCAUUUGGUCUGACACUCCAUGAGGACAAGAUCUACUGGACAGACUGGCAGUCCAAGAGCAUCCAGAGUGCUGACAAACACACAGGCCUAGGCCGGAUUACAUUGGCAGACAACCUGGAGAACCUGAUGGACAUCCACAUGUUCCACCGACACCGCACAGCUGUCCGGACCCCAUGUGCAGUGAACAAUGGGGGUUGCAGUCACCUCUGCCUCUUGGCCCCCCUCCCCAAGGGUUCCAGCUGUGCCUGUCCCACUGGGAUUAACCUUCAAGUAGAUGGCAAGACCUGUGCCCAUGGAAUGAACAGCUUCCUGAUUUUUGCUCGGAGAACGGAUAUCCGCAUGGUCUCCCUGGACAUCCCCUAUUUUGCGGAUGUUGUUCUGGCUGUGAAUGGAUCCAUGAAAAACACCAUUGCUGUCGGAGUGGACCCUAAAGAAGGUAAAGUGUACUGGUCUGACAGCACACUGAAUAAAGUCAGCAGGGCGAAUAUAAAUGGCACAGAUUAUGAAGAUAUAAUCUCCACCGGGUUAAUGACCACAGAUGGCCUAGCAGUGGACUCUGUGGGCCGAAAGAUUUACUGGACUGACACGGGCACCAAUCGCAUUGAAGUGGCCAAUCUGAAUGGCUCCAUGAGGAAAGUUUUGAUCUGGCAGAACCUGGAUAGCCCGCGGGCCAUUGCAUUAUAUCAUGAAAUGGGGUAUAUGUACUGGACUGACUGGGGGGAGCAUGCCAAGCUGGAACGUUCCAGUAUGGAUGGAUCAGAGAGGGUUGUUCUCAUCAGCAGCAAUCUGGGCUGGCCCAAUGGGCUGGCCAUUGACAAAGCUGGGUCCCAGCUGCUGUGGGCUGAUGCUCACACAGAGCGCAUUGAGGCAUCAGACCUGAAUGGAGCCAAUCGGCGAACACUGGUGUCUCCAGUCCAGCACCCCUAUGGACUGACCCUACUGGGGGCAUACAUCUACUGGACGGACUGGCAGAGCCGCAGCAUCCAGAGGGCUGACAAGACCACCGGGGCCAAUGCAAUCACAGUGAGGGGCAACCUACCGGGCUUGAUGGACAUUCAGGCUGUGGACAGAGAGAAGCCCCUUGGAUUCAACAAGUGUGGCCGAAGGAACGGAGGCUGCAGCCACUUGUGCCUGCCCAAUCCCAAUGGGACGUCAUGUGCGUGUCCCACUGGCAUUCUCCUAAAGGGUGACGGACGCUCCUGCGAUGACAGCCCAGAGACGUACUUGCUUUUUUCCAACCGUGUCAGCAUUCGACGCAUCUCCCUAGACACGGAUGACUACACAGAUGUUCACGUGCCCGUGCCUGAACUUCACAAUGUCAUCUCCCUGGACUAUGAUAGUGUGGAGGGCAAAGUGUACUACACUGAUGUGUCCUUAGACGUCAUCCGACGGGUCAAUCUGGAUGGCAGUGACAUGGAAACAGUCAUUGGUGAGGGCCUGACAACUACAGACGGGCUGGCGGUAGACUGGGUCGCUCGGAACAUGUAUUGGACUGACACUGGCCGCAACACCAUUGAAGUAGCCCGCCUGGAUGGGUCUUCUCGCAAAGUGCUGAUCAACGACAGCCUGGAUGAGCCUAGGGCCAUCGCUGUGUUCCCCAGCAAAGGGUAUUUGUUUUGGACGGAUUGGGGUAACAUUGCCAAGAUCGAGAGGGCACAUCUAGAUGGAUCUGAUCGCAAGGUUCUGAUCAACACCGACCUGGGCUGGCCCAAUGGACUGACCUUGGACUAUGACACUCGCAGGAUAUUCUGGGUGGAUGCCCACCUGGACCGGAUUGAGAGUUCGGACUUGAAUGGAAAGCUCCGCCAGAUCUUAGUCAGCCCAGUCUCACACCCUUUCGCCCUCACCCAGCAAGACCGCUGGAUAUACUGGACGGACUGGCAAACCAAGUCCAUUCAGCGCGUAGAUAAGCACACAGGCCGCAGCAAGGAGACGGUGCUGGCCAAUGUAGAGGGCUUAAUGGACAUCAUUGUUGUGUCACCGCAGCGACAGAGCGGCACCAACUACUGCAGUGUGAACAAUGGAGGCUGCACCCACCUUUGCUUCGCUAAGACCAAUAGCUUUGUCUGCGCUUGCCCGGAUAAGCCAGACAGCAGACCCUGUUCCACUGUUUCAGGUUAUGUACCUACGCCUGCUAACAGUGGUACCACCACUACUCCAUCAUCAAACAAGAUCCCCAAAGCAGCCACAGAGAGACCCCAUUUAGGACCACCGGUAAUCAACUGCACAGACAAGAACUUGAAGCUAGAAGGCUGCAUACAGAACAAUGUGGUAACAGCCCCAAAUGGAGAAGGCCUUCAUAUUAGCUAUGUCAUUGGAGGAGCUCUAACAAUCCUUGCCAUCCUGAUUCUCAUAGCUGCAUUCAUCAUAUACAGACACAAAAAAUCUAAGUUUGCAGACCCAGGAGUGGGUAACCUGACCUAUAGCAAUCCCUCAUACAGAACAUCUACUCAAGAGGUGAAAAUAGAAACCGUGCAAAAGCCACCUAUAUACAACCAACUACGGUAUAAGAAAGAGAUGGGAAGUGACAGCAGCUACACUAAGGAGAAGAUAAAAAUUGUGGAGGGGAUUUGUCUGCUGUCCAGCGAAGAGCUGUACUGGGAGGACCUGAAGCAGAUUAAACCAUCGCGUGGCGGGCUCCACGUUUGCAUGAAGACAGACACAGUGUCUCUGCAGGCCAGCAGCGGCUCCCUGGAUGACACUGAGACAGAGCAGCUGCUGCAGGAGGAACAAUCGGAGUGCUCCAGCAUCAACACGGCCCCUGCUACUACACCUGAGCGGCAUGCAGCCCUGCCUGAUACUGGCUGGGUGCAACCCCGAAAGCCCUCCACUGAGAGCGAGGUCUGAACCCUCGCCUGCCCCACAUCUCCACCAGACCUCCGUGUUCUUCAGCACCACCACCUCCUCCACAUACAGCUCUCCACUAUAGACUGACUCACUGCUGCCCCCCUCAGACAAAAGACUGAGAGACAAUAAUGAGCAUGCUGGAGUACAACAGCAAAAAGAUGAACAUGAACACUUUGAGGCAGAGAGAAAUGUAAUGGACAUAUCUGAUCCAGUUUUAAAUAUAUCUUAUUUGACUGUUUUUU